UAUGAUAAAAUCCUUUUCUUUUCUGUUGAAUAAUAAUUGUUGUUAUUAGAUUUCAAAUUCAGUAGGAGAGAGAAAAUUCAAUAGCUCCAAGAAGAUAAUAAUCAAACACAUAGACACACAUACACACACAAAAACAACUACCAAUGAUUUGGGCUUUGUUUAUGCACACAAACCAGAACUAGGACCAGUCCAAUUGGGAUUGAAAAUAAGGUAGCCCAGAUAAAAUGAAAACAGCCUCGCAACCAGGAGGAGGAGCUGACCAAGUAAGGAGGGCCCAGUGAUAACGUGGCACGAUCAAGCUGGGAUGUUAGCUUCCGUGGGGUGGGGCCCCAUCCUCUUCCCAUGCUACUAACUUCACCAAGAAGAGCUCUUUUUCUUUUCCUUUCCCCUUAAAAAAAUAACAAAACCAAAAAAUUUUACAAAACUUCACUAUUUUUACAAAACAAGGAGAGAAGCCACUCAAAAAGGAAAAAACCAUGAUUCAAUUUUCCCUCUGUUAACAAACUGUUUGACGGAUGACGAGAAGAAAAACCCAAAAGGCAAAAAUAAGAUUAAAAAAAGAAAAAAAACGCACGCGCCCAAACGUGUUUCUUACACAACCAGGCCAGUGAGAUGCUCUCCACAGGUGUUUCAAGUUUAAAAUCUCAAUUUCCCUUAAAAAGUUUGAGUGUUCCACUUUUAGCUAAUUUUAAAAUAUAUAUAUAUGGCAUCAUCUCAUAUCAAUACUCACACUAAAGCAGCCAAAAUGGAGCAAGUUAUCACUGAAUUCUUCUAUAAAAGUCUUCUUAUAAUACUUGAAUCGAGGUCUCCUUAUGUGUCAUCACGUAAUUAUAGUGGUGAACAAAUUGUGUUGUCUCCGUCUUCAUCCUCAUCGUCUUCGUCAAGUGUGAGACCUAGAGAUAAAUGGUUCAAUUUAGCUCUUAGGGAGUGCCCUUCAGCACUAGAAAAUCUUGAUCUUUAUCGCCAGAGUAAUUUUGACCUGGUAGUGGUUGAUGUUAUAUUGGAGCAGAAGCCACUUGAUUGGGAACCUCUGACUGUUUCCCCCAAAAGGGAUCUUGUUAGGAAUUUGUCCUCAAAAGAUAAGAAUUCAUUUUGCUGGAAUUCUGAUCAAGAAGAAUUAGGCACUGAGACAAAAAAUGAAAAGAUUAUAGAAAGAUGGUUUGUUCAGCAUGAAAGUAGAAAGGGCAGGGAUAGUAGUUCAGGGAGUAGAAGGUCAAGUAGUAAUAAUUUGAGUAUGUUAUAUAAGAAAUUGAUAUUGCUGUUGAGGUCCUUAUAUGUGACUGUUAGGCUUUUACCUGCAUACAAGAUUUUUCGUGAUCUCAAUUCUACUGGUCAAAUUUGUGCCUUUAAGCUUGUUCCCAGAGUAUAUUCUUUUGUUGAACCCUUCACUCCUAAAGAAGAGGCAGAAAUGCAACGAUUUUGGUUCACCCCAGUGGACACUUCUUGUGGAAGGCUUUGCCUUUCAGUUUUGUACGGUUCUUCAAUUUCAGAUAUAAGCUCUAAGCCAUCAACCCCUAUGACCCCUCAAUUUAUACCAGAUUAUGUUGGAAGCCCUUUGGCAGACCCACUGAGGAGAUUUCCCUCUCUACCUGUGUCGCAUGGCUCUCCAUCAUCUUUGCCAUUCUCAAGAAGACAUAGUUGGAGUUAUGACCAUUACAAGCCUUCACCGCCUUUGGUUUCUUUCUCACCAUCACCAACACAUUCAGAAUCGCAUGCUUCAAUUUCUAACCCAAGCUCUCGGCAUUUGCCACCUAUGAGUUUACCUCGUCAUCCUCAUGAGGCAUCACUAGCUCAUAAGAAGAAUACAAACUUUGAUGAGUAUUGUCCUUCCCCCAAUUUCUCCGCUUCCCCUUCCCCCUCCCCCUUACCAUCACCCCCCAUCCACUUUCCUGGAAGUCAUAUGUCAAAAGCUCUUUUACGUUCUGAAAGUGCUCCUGUUAACAUACCUGCUCCUAUUGCUAAUUUCCCGGCAUUGUCCUGCCAGAGAAAUUUGCCACCAUCGCCUACCCAUAAAAUUACAAGAGCUGGUACUUCUAGGACUGAUAAUAAUAUGGGUCCAGUUCAAACUGGUGCAACUAUUGAGAAGCUGUUCUCUUUCGGAAAAGAAGACUGUCAGAAAUAUUCUGGAGUGAAGGUCUCUUCCAACAGUUCACCACGAAUUUCAUUUUCCAGAAGUUCCAGUAGGUCUUUACAAGAUGAUUUUGAUGACUCUGAGUUUCCUUGUCCAUUUGAUGUGGAGGAUGAUGAUAUGGCAGACCCUGGUUGCAGACCCGAGUCUUAUGAUAGAAGAGCACAUCCGUCUGAUCCAAAUGAGGCAGGACUGUUUAUGAAUAGAAAAUCCCAAGUUGCUGCAGUUGGUGCUCUUGUACGUAUGCUGAAGAAAGCGCCUCCUCUUCGCCAAGACAUCUCCAGUUCAAUUAAUUUUUCAGAAGCCUCCAGGCCAGAAAUGUGGAGCAACAGCAUGCAAGAGCAAAACCAGAUCUCAGAGGCUGUAACUGUUGAACAUGCUGCUUCUUCAAGUAUUGCAUCUUCUAGGCUUGUUGCAUCAAAGACAACGGCUGAUGCAUUAGAGGAACUUCGAGGUUACAAAGAAGUGAAAAACCUGUUGCUUGGUGAAGGUAGUAAGUCGUGCACCUCUGCCAAUUAUGCCUCUGGAGCUGAACAUUCCAGCCAAGGUCCAAGAGAAUUAUGAACUUCCACAAUAUUGGUAUAUUUGCACAUAUGUACAGUGCUGUGGUUCGAGGAGAUCUAUACAUGCUUUACUGCUGAAGCCAAUUGCCCCCUUAUGUGUAAAUUAAAGUAUAUAUGAUACAAGUUUUUGGAUAAGAUUUAUACUCCAACAGAAGUGUCAUCUGUUGGCCUGGAAGACUUUGUAAAAUGAACUUUUUUUUUUCUCUAAUCCUACAUUAGUGUAUAUAACUUCUAGAUGUUGGCUUAGAGCGACGCAUACAAACAUACAGGCUACAUAUGUACAUGGUAGUACAACAAACAUACUAUUAUCUUUUACUUGCUCACUGAUGCUGUCGUCCAUAUUAUUUCCCUCCUUUCAUUUGUUUUUCUCCACCAUAUAUAGAUUUCCGGCAGGAUGCUUUAGCCUUUUGUGAAUUCCAUGCACAACAUAUUGCACCUUUGAAUGUCAGUCCAUAACGGAACUGUAAUUGCCCGACUGU
This is a messenger RNA of Durio zibethinus, 3170 nucleotides long. Lineage: Eukaryota; Viridiplantae; Streptophyta; Magnoliopsida; Malvales; Malvaceae. The record is from RefSeq and is a predicted model, not a curated record.